GUUUCGGCACUAACUUGAUGCUCUGAUUUGAACCAAGCAGUUGGAUUUUAAAGGAACCGCCUGGUCGUGUGUCGAGCUCCACUGCAGUGCUAAGUGUCGGGAGUGUGGCAAUAUAGGGAGAACCCAGACUUCUCCCGGAGGGGGAGAGCGAGGGGAGGAGAGAGAAGAGAACAGAACGGGAGAAGAGCGGAGAGGGACAGAGGCGGGAGGCGCGAGCGGAAACCACCCAGGUGCAGUCGGGGACAACACCGACAUCGAGCCACAGCACAGCGAGCAGGGAGGGGGCCGUGGAUAUAUAUAGAAAGAGGGAUCGCGCUGCGGUAACACCUAGUCACCCAGACUAGGGGAGCCGAGAGCGCGCUGGCAGGGGAGUUCCACUAGCUUGUGCAGUGCGAUCCCGCCCUCAUUGAGCCCGAGGCUGUCCCAGUGCGGAGGGGGACCCGGAACCCGCCACCGCACUCACCUGCUGGAGGUGCCUCCGACUGGAUCAAAGGCUUGAGUCGGAGGGUCCAAAGGCAGCGCGCCCCUGCUCCCCUGCUUCUGAUGGGACUGGCUCUCCUGUUUGCAAAGCCAGGCCCGCAGAGAGAUGUGCUGAGCAGUAGCCAACCGCUGGUGUGUCCCGGACGCUGACCGCUCCGCCUUGGGAUUCACAUGAACAGCUUCCCCAGCAGACCUAGCCCUCCACGCUCCUGCAGCGCCAAGCCGGCUCCCCAACGCGGUCUGCUGAACACAAACCACUGAGAGUUUGCUGCACAGCCCCUUGGGGCCCGGGGCCGCCGAGUCCCGCUAAGGCAGAGAAGCCGGCAGAGCGAGCCAGCGCAGCGGAAGACAAACACGCGGGCGCGUGAGGGAAGCCCCAGGAGGGCAGCCGGGUGGCGAGGCUUGGCAGGAGACAGCCGCUACGCCCGGGGUCGCCUCUCCCGCUGCGGACUGCGUGAGGAAGCGCGCUCCGAAAAGUUCUAGACCGCAGGAGGCGGCGUCCCCAACAGUCCCCUCCUCGCGGCGCUCCAGGAAAAGGAACUUGAGCUACUGGCAGGCUCGAGCUGCUAGCUGAACGUGAGAGCGGAUAGUGCCACCGGCCCCGGAGUGGGGAGCCGCGAGUGGGAGCCGCGAGCCAGGCUUCAGGUGGAGGGCACCGGGCAGCGGCCAGGGACCCCGAUGCCGGCAGCUAACAUGAUGGAGAACCUGCAGCUGCCCGCUCUGCAGGUGCCCGAGCCGCAGGGCGCGCCCGAGGGCAGCGCGGUGUGGUCCAGUUCGUCCACCCCCACGCUCCGCCGCCGGCGCUUUAAGAUGCGCCGAAUGAAGAACGUGCAAGAGCAGAGCCUGGAAGGUGGACUGGUAACCCCAGAUCUACCCGGCGUCCUGGCCCCGGGCAAGGAGUUCCUGCAGCUGCCGUCCAUUGAGAUUACGCCCUCAAGCGACGAGGACACCCCGUGGUCCAACUGCUCCACACCCAGCGCGUCCCCGCGCCGAAAGCGCUUCCUGCUCCGCAAGUGGCUGCGGGUGAGGGAGCGGAAGGAGUGCAGUGAGAGCAGCAGCCAGCAGAGCAGCCAGCAGAGCAGCCACGACGAUGACUCCAGCAGGUUCCUGAGUCCCCGAGUGCGCCAAGAAAGCACUGCCAGUAACUCCAACCGCAGCACGCCGGCCUGCUCCCCCAUCCUCCGGAAGCGGUCCCGCUCGCCAACGCCACAGAACCAAGACGGAGACACCAUGGUGGAAAAAGGCUCAGAUCACUCCUCGGACAAAUCCCCAUCCACCCCGGAGCAGGGUGUGCAACGCAGUUGCUCUUCACAAUCUGGUCGAAGUGGUGGCAAAAAUUCCAAGAAAAGCCAGAGUUGGUACAAUGUAUUAAGCCCCACUUACAAGCAGAGAAAUGAAGACUUCAGAAAGCUCUUUAAGCAACUUCCAGACACGGAGCGCCUCAUUGUUGAUUACUCUUGUGCACUCCAAAGAGACAUUCUUCUUCAGGGCCGCCUCUACCUCUCAGAAAACUGGGUCUGCUUCUACAGCAACAUCUUCCGCUGGGAAACUUUGCUAACAGUCCGUUUGAAAGAUAUCUGCUCCAUGACUAAAGAGAAAACAGCUCGCCUCAUUCCCAAUGCCAUCCAAGUCUGUACUGAUUCAGAAAAGCACUUUUUUACUUCAUUUGGGGCCCGAGAUAGGACAUACAUGAUGAUGUUCCGGCUCUGGCAGAAUGCUCUCCUUGAAAAGCCCCUAUGCCCCAAGGAGCUCUGGCAUUUCGUCCACCAGUGCUAUGGGAACGAGCUGGGUCUCACCAGUGACGAUGAGGACUAUGUGCCUCCAGACGAUGACUUCAACACCAUGGGCUACUGUGAAGAGAUCCCUGUAGAAGAGAAUGAAGUGAAUGACAGCUCAUCCAAAAGCAGCAUAGAGACCAAGCCUGAUGCCAGCCCGCAGCUGCCCAAGAAGUCCAUCACCAACAGCACGCUGACCUCUACGGGAAGCAGUGAAGCCCCUGUCUCGUUUGAUGGCUUGCCGCUGGAGGAAGAGGUAAUGGAGGGUGAUGGGUCCCUGGAGAAGGAGCUUGCCAUCGACAACAUCAUAGGAGAGAAGAUCGAGAUCAUUGCACCUGUGACCUCCCCUUCGCUGGACUUCAACGACAAUGAGGAUAUCCCGACCGAGCUCAGUGAUUCUUCAGACACCCAUGAUGAAGGAGAGGUGCAGGCCUUCUAUGAGGACCUGAGUGGAAGACAGUAUGUGAACGAGGUCUUCAACUUCAGCGUGGACAAACUCUACGACCUGCUCUUCACCACCUCACCCUUCCUCCGGGACUUCAUGGAGCAGCGGCGCUUCUCUGAUAUCAUCUUCCAUCCGUGGAAAAAGGAGGAGAAUGGAAACCAGAGCCGCGUGAUCCUCUACACGAUCACCCUCACUAACCCCCUGGCUCCCAAAACCGCCACUGUCAGGGAGACACAGACCAUGUACAAAGGGAGUCAGGAGAGUGAAUGCUACGUGAUAGACGCUGAAGUCCUCACCCAUGAUGUGCCAUACCACGAUUACUUCUACACCAUCAACCGCUACACCCUCACCCGCGUGGCCCGGAACAAGAGUCGACUCAGGGUUUCCACAGAGCUCCGCUAUCGAAAACAGCCCUGGGGCUUUGUCAAAACUUUCAUUGAGAAGAACUUCUGGAGCGGAUUGGAGGACUACUUCCGCCAUCUAGAGUCUGAGCUAACCAAAACAGAGAGUACCUACCUGGCUGAGAUGCACAGACAGUCACCCAAGGAGAAGGCCAAUAAGUCUUCAGCGGUACGGAGGAGGAAGCGCCCCCAUGCCCACCUGCGGGUACCUCACCUGGAAGAGGUGAUGAGCCCUGUCACCACACCCACUGAUGAAGAUGUGGGCCACAGGAUCAAGCACGUGGCAGGUUCCACGCAGACGCGGCAUAUCCCCGAGGACACUCCCAAUGGUUUUCACCUACAAAGUGUGUCCAAGCUGCUGCUGGUUAUCAGCUGUGUGAUCUGUUUCAGUCUGGUGCUGCUGGUCAUCCUUAACAUGAUGCUCUUUUACAAGCUGUGGAUGCUGGAAUACACCACACAGACCCUCACUGCCUGGCAGGGUCUCAGGCUCCAAGAAAGGCUACCCCAGUCACAGACAGAAUGGGCCCAGCUGUUAGAAUCCCAACAAAAGUAUCAUGAUACCGAGCUCCAGAAGUGGAGGGAGAUCAUCAAAUCCUCAGUGAUGCUCCUGGACCAGAUGAAGGACUCACUCAUCAACCUUCAGAAUGGCAUCAGGUCCCGAGACUACACAUCUGAAAGCGACGAGAAGAGGAACCGCUAUCAUUGACAAGGCAGGACCAGGGGUGACUGCAAGAGGCCUGUGCAAUACAUGCAAGACAGUCAAGUGCUUUCGCUGGACCAAGAGUGGCAAGAUCUGGGCUUCAGUCUUGACUGUGCUGUUGGAAAGUUGUGCGGCCUUGGUUAAGUCCCCAUCACCGAGCUUCACGAUCCACUUGUCACAGAAGAGGAUCAGCAAAUGACCUCUAAUGUGGGGUCUAAGUUUGACCUUGACUCCGAGAUUAGACCAGAGACUAGUGAGAUGUGGAGUUCCCAAUUCUGAAAGCUGUCCCGCCAGGGCAGGUGAGCUUCGCUCUUGACUAAGGAGGUCUAGGGGGUCCCAGUGGCAGGGAUAGCCUUGCUCAGCGUUAACCCAGGAGAACGUUCCUUCCUCCUUUGGCCUAGGUUUAGUUUGGAAUUGGUUUAUGCUUAGAGGAGGAUAAUGGCAAGAAGUGUAUCAUUUUGGACCGAGUCCAUCUUCCAUCUCCAGGCACUGUGAAUCCUCUCUACUGUUCAUCCUCCUUCCUCACUGACGGAAGACACAAUGGGAAGAAGCCAUUCCCAGUUCUAGAACUUGUGUUUUGCUCGGCCAAAACCCUGAUGUGGUUUGCAUAAAUUAGGAAACUUUUGCUAAAAUCCUUGGCUUGCCUUUGGGCCCUGGCAUCAAGGAGUGGGGAGCACCGGGGAACCUCAAGAAGAAUUUGCCACAAGUGGGUUCUCUCCUUGUCCAUAGCCCCUCACCUAUGCUGGGACUGGCCUACUGUUAUCAUAGGCGCCAUCUAUAAGAUGAGGUGUUGGGGACAUGACUGGCUAGGGGAAGACUCUUUCUGGACAGUUGUGCUCCCAGAAGGGUCCUUUCUGGGCCAUACCAUCCCGCUUUCUUAGCUCUGCAGGGCAGCCAAAGCCAGCCCUUCUCUCUAGGGCCUAGGAGAAAUAGCGCUCUUCUCUCUUCCUCCAGGUGGCAGGGCUGUGGUGGCCCUUCCUACACACCUGGACUCUGCCUGCCCUCUCCAGGACUCUCUCCCUCACCCCAACCCCACCCCUGUCUCUAAGCUAUGGGGCAAUCAUUCCCAUUUUCCCUUUGCUGUUCUCUACUCUCGUCCCUCCACCCUCGCCUCACUCCAGCAGGCUGGCCCUACGCCCUUCCAUCUCCCAGUCUUCUUCCAGAAGAUGCAUUUGGGUCUCAGAGGAGUGUUUUCUGGAAGGCCAUCUUUCCACAUCCCUGCAUUCCUGAUGUGAAUCAGGGAUUUGCACUCGGUGUAGAGAGCCUCUUCUCCCACCUCUCUGCCCCACCUCGUUACCUCACUCCUGCUCCAGCCAUUGUGAUGGGCUCAGCCAGCCACCUGUUCUGAUGUGCCGUGCAACAGCUCAGGGGUCUUGUGACUUGGAGGUCCUCAGCAGGCCUGGGAGCCCGGAUUGGAGCCUUGGCUGCCGGUGAGAUGCACUUACCUGCCAAGAUUUGCUGAUGCCAGACUAUCUCCCCAGCAUGUGAAUGCUAAAUGGACAUUGUCAUCUCUGCCCUUUGGUCCUCCUUGCUUCUCUCAAUACAAUAAGACACCUCAGAAGCAAAAUGGCGGCCCUUGCUCCAGGCAGGACAUCUGGCCGUCUGGGGAGUUGGCCCUGGGCUUCUGUGUUGUGUGCAAAGACUGCACAGUCACUUUUGCCAACAAGAAUGUGUGGCACCCCACAUUUCCUCACCUUGCACUCUAGGGCCAGACCACUCUCUGCAUGGACCAGACCCCCAAACCCAUGGUGCUUUUUUUCUCCCCUCACUCAACCUAGACCCUGAGGUGGGGAGAGAUGGAUAUUCCCGACAUGGGGUGGAAUAGGGUGAGGUAGAGGGAGCAGCACCCAGCACCUGCACUGGACCACAAGUGGGAAAGAACAUGGGUUGCUUGCAGUUGAGUUGUCUGGCUGUCUGUAUUGGGAUCGAUAACUGUACUUUGCCUGGCGCUGUGCGCAAGGUCUGAAAACUUCCUGCUAGUCCUUAGAAACAUACAAGGCUACCCAGCAAAAUCUUAAUGUAAAGUAGCUAGAGCCAUGGAAGUCCAGUCUGAAUUAAAGGAAAAAAGUAUUGAAUUACAAAUAAUAAAUGGUUGUGUGUGUUUAU
Messenger RNA from Microtus oregoni (creeping vole), 5907 nucleotides. RefSeq names its product GRAM domain containing 1B (gene Gramd1b). Gene Ontology annotation, cellular component: plasma membrane; endoplasmic reticulum-plasma membrane contact site; endoplasmic reticulum membrane. The transcript is spliced from 23 exons. Gene Ontology annotation, biological process: intracellular sterol transport. Lineage: Eukaryota; Metazoa; Chordata; Mammalia; Rodentia; Cricetidae. Gene Ontology annotation, molecular function: sterol transfer activity; sterol binding. The record is from RefSeq and is a predicted model, not a curated record. Bases 1159 to 3807 code for a protein of 882 amino acids.